GGCGGCCCCGUGCGCCUGCGGAGUACGCAGCAACGCGCGCCGUUAGGGGGAGGAGCGUGCGCGGGUGCUAAUUGGCCCGAGCGGCGGCCCCGCCCGCGAGUGGCGGGCGGUCACGUGACGCGACGGCUGGGGGCUCCCGGCGCGGGGGACGCUGGUGGCCAAGAUGGCGGCGGAGCUGGUGGAGGCCAAAAACAUGGUGAUGAGCUUUCGAGUCUCCGACCUUCAGAUGCUCCUGGGUUUUGUGGGCCGGAGUAAGAGCGGACUGAAGCACGAGCUGGUCACCAGGGCCCUGCAGCUCGUCCAGUUUGACUGUAGCCCUGAGCUGUUCAAGAAGAUCAAGGAGCUGUACGAGACCCGCUAUGCCAAGAAGAACUCGGAGCCCGUCCCUCAGCCCCACCGGCCCCUGGACCCCCUGACCAUGCACUCCACCUACGACCGGGCUGGCACCGUGCCCAGGACUCCGCUCUCGGGCCCCAAUAUUGACUACCCCGUGCUCUACGGGAAGUACUUAAACGGACUGGGACGGUUGCCCGCCAAGACCCUCAAGCCAGAAGUCCGGCUGGUGAAGCUGCCCUUCUUCAACAUGCUGGAUGAACUGCUGAAACCCACUGAGCUAGUCCCACAGAGUAACGAGAAGCUCCAGGAGAGCCCGUGCAUCUUCGCGCUGACGCCGCGGCAGGUGGAGCUGAUCCGGAACUCCAGAGAACUGCAGCCCGGGGUCAAAGCCGUGCAGGUCGUCCUAAGAAUCUGUUACUCAGAUACCAGCUGCCCGCAAGAGGACCAGUACCCACCCAACAUCGCCGUGAAGGUCAACCACAGCUACUGCUCGGUCCCGGGCUACUACCCUUCGAACAAGCCUGGAGUGGAGCCCAAGAGGCCCUGCCGCCCCAUCAACCUCACCCACCUCAUGUACCUGUCCUCCGCCACCAACCGCAUCACCGUCACCUGGGGGAACUAUGGCAAGAGCUACUCAGUGGCCCUGUACCUGGUGCGGCAGCUGACCUCGUCAGAGCUGCUGCAGAGGUUGAAGACCAUCGGGGUGAAGCACCCGGAGCUGUGCAAGGCUCUAGUCAAAGAGAAGCUGCGCCUUGACCCCGACAGCGAGAUCGCCACCACUGGGGUGCGCGUGUCCCUCAUCUGCCCGCUAGUGAAGAUGCGGCUGUCUGUGCCCUGCCGGGCGGAGACCUGCGCCCACCUGCAGUGCUUCGACGCCGUCUUCUACCUGCAAAUGAAUGAGAAGAAGCCCACCUGGAUGUGCCCGGUGUGUGACAAGCCGGCACCGUACGACCAGCUCAUCAUCGACGGGCUGCUGUCCAAGAUCCUGAGUGAGUGCGAGGACGCCGACGAGAUCGAGUACCUGGUGGACGGCUCGUGGUGCCCGAUCCGCGCCGAGAAGGAACGCAGCUGCAGUCCCCAGGGCCCCAUUCUCGUGCUUGGUACCUCGGACGCCAACGGGCUCCUGCCCGUCCCCAGCGUCAAUGGGAGCGGCGCCCUGGGCGGCAGCGGUGGUGGCGGCGGCUCGGUCAGUGGCGCCGAGAAUGGGAAGCCGGGAGCAGAUGUGGUAGACCUCACGCUGGACAGCUCGUCGUCCUCGGAGGAGGAGGAGGAAGAGGAGGAGGAGGAGGAGGAAGAUGAGGAGGGCCCCCGGCCCAAGCGCCGCUGCCCCUUCCAGAAGGGCCUGGUGCCGGCCUGCUGACUGCCGGCCGGACGCUCGACUUUCCUGGUGCUCACACGCGGGGCGCGGCCGGCUCGGUGCAGAGGGAGGAGUGGUUUUUUUUUCUUUUUACUGUCAUUUAUUUUGUGUUUCCACCCCUUUCCCUGGCUCCUGGCACCUGUACCUCUGGAUUCUCCUAUCUGGGGAUUAAAAAAAAGUAAAAUGGCAAAAAAAAAAAAAAAA
This is a messenger RNA of Lemur catta (Ring-tailed lemur), 1897 nucleotides long. RefSeq names its product protein inhibitor of activated STAT 4 (gene PIAS4). NCBI's taxonomy places the organism in Eukaryota, Metazoa, Chordata, Mammalia, Primates, Lemuridae. The transcript has 11 exons. The coding region runs from base 164 to 1696 and encodes 510 amino acids. Gene Ontology annotation, molecular function: SUMO ligase activity; zinc ion binding; transcription coregulator activity. The record is from RefSeq and is a predicted model, not a curated record. Gene Ontology annotation, biological process: regulation of transcription by RNA polymerase II; protein sumoylation.